AUGGAUCACCAAACAAUGCCGGAAGUAAAAAAUAGACAAAGGAGCACGCGUGACGCUAAAUCAAGAGUGCAGAUCAAUGGAAGUUUAUCGAAUGGGAGCUCAAGUAAAAUUGAUACUGCGGAUGAGAUAAAAGAAGAAGAAGCUAAUGUGUCGGAGCUUGAAUUAAUCCAAAAAGAUUUAAACAGUGUCUCGGAUAAUUUUUUUAAGCGCUACUGCAAUUUGUUGAAGCUAGACUUGUCAGACAACAGGCUGUCUUCUCUCCCAAGCGCUAUCACGUGUUUAAUCAAGUUGGAGACUUUAAUUUUGGAUAGAAAUCAAUUUAGAGAGGUUCCCCAAGUUCUGGAAGAGCUUGAGUGCUUAAAAGAGCUGAGUAUUGUCAAUAAUAGGCUGGAAGAUUUUCCAGAAAAUUUUGGAGCUUUGCUAAAGGCUGAAAAAAUAAAUUUUUCGGGAAAUUGUAUUAAAUUUUUACCAACUUCUUGGGAAAAAAUGACGCGUUUAAAGUUUUUGGAUUUAUCGGAUAAUUAUUUUAAAUUUAUUCCGUCUUGUAUUGAGUUUGGUAUGCCAAUUUUGGAGACUUUAAAUUUAUCUGAUAAUAAAAUGAAUAUUGACGGGCGAGUUUAUAGUCACAGAAUAAAAAAAUUUUACGGAAGAAAUAAUCUAAAUGCCCGGCUUCAAUUUCCACAGUGGAUUUUUUCCGGGAAAUAUUAUAAAUUUGAAGAGCUUAAUUUUGAAAAUUCACUUUUUGAUUUAAUUAAAAUUCCUCCUAAUCCAAAAAUAAUAGUCAGAGUUUUAAAUUUACAACGCUGUAAUUUUACAGAGAAAAAUAUUUCCGCUAUAUUAAGCGAUAUUGAAUCUGUUGAGGAGUUAAAAAUUGGAAAUAAUAAAUAUAGUUAUGCGGGAAAUUUAUUUACGGAAUUACCGAUGGAAUUUAUUAACUCACCUGGGGAGAUUAAGGAGUUUCAUUCACAAGCGGUUGGGCUUUCGACGAUUUCUCCGAAGAUUAAAAGUCUGGUUAAUGUUACUGUGAUUGACUUUAGCCGGAAUCACAUCAGCUGGCUUCCGGAUGAAUUUUGCUGUUUGAAAAAAUUGGAGAUUUUGUUAUUGGCCCAGAAUACUUUGAUUAUGUUGCCGGGGAAUAUUGGCAAGCUGGAGAGCUUACGGGUGCUGGAUGUUUCGAGCAAUCAUAUUUGCUCGCUGCCGGAGUCUAUGAGGGAACUUGAGAAGAUUCAGUAUCUGGAUAUUUAUGCUAAUGAUUUGAGAGAGUUACCUGAGUACCUGAAGGAUUUUGGGAGUCUUGUUGGAUUUGAUGUGGAGCAGAAUUAUAUUGAUGUGGAUAAUUAUCAAAUACUAAACUUUAAAAAUCUCCGUGAAUCACUGAGAGCCUACAAUCAAUCAGAAUUAAAACUAGAUGGUCCAAAGGCAGAGCCCCAGAGCAAUUCAUCAAACAGUUCAUUUAGUUCACGUAGUUCCACCGAAAGUUUCUCUACUCUCUCAAAUUCAAUGUCGCAAGUAUGUUCAAUAAAAACCGAAGACUGGGACAAAGACGGUGACAGCGCGGAUGAUUUUGACGCCUAUAAUCCACCGCAAAUUAUUGAAAAAGACUGCUUUAUACCAAAGUACAUUUACGGCAACCCAAUGUACUUUUGCCCCGCGGAUUUACACAUACCUAGAGUGAAAGAUGUAGUAGCUGAAAAUUACUCUCGCGGAAAAUAUCCAACGCGGCAAAUUGUCGAAGGACAAUUUGACAAUAUUGACUAA
This is a messenger RNA of Cotesia congregata, 1758 nucleotides long. The record is from the annotation of a GenBank genome assembly. Lineage: Eukaryota; Metazoa; Arthropoda; Insecta; Hymenoptera; Braconidae.